AUGCGCCGCUACGCCGAUCUUAUACCGAAGAUUACAGAAGAGAAGAAGAUGGCGCCUGUGAACUCGGCUGGAUGGAAUCUGCAUGGUGGGCGACCUACUCACAGCAGCAUGGCAGGUUCCUGGAUUAUUUUGGCUGUGAUUUUUUGUUGUCAGUCCAAGUUGGCACAAAGCAAACCAGUUCUCAGUGGGUUAUCAAAUUCUGUUGAUCUGUCAAAGUGCUUCAAUAGUUCCAAAAGCUUAGUAAAUGUGGUUUCUGAAACUCUUUUGGAAAUAAAGAGCAACUCUGAGGACUUCAACUGUUCCUAUGAUGAAAUUAUUAUGGGGAAUGUCAUAUCCAAGGACAAAAUGAAUGUACUUACCUCCUGUAUUCCCAGCUCAUUUGGCAAGGACCAUAUGUGCCAGACAUUGAAUAGAGCAGACUUUGACAAGGCUAAGUGCCUUAAGGCAAUCCAUGCAGAUCUGAAAAUCUUUAAAGAUGAAUUGCAGGAAUUGACUCCUUCUCUUAACGCAGCAAUCAAUCAGCUGAUGCAGGAUUUAAAGGUCGAAGAUACUGAAGAAUAUAAUGUCAAAAAAGGAUCGUGUUCCUCAUUCAACUGCAAACUUGAGCAGUGCAGGGUGAUCCUGUUUUAUCAUCUCCGCACCAUCACGUUCUCUCGCGUGUUGAACUACCUGAGGUCUACCAAAGACAAAGAGCCAAGAACGAAAGACCUCAAAAAACAAUAGAAGAAACCACAGCUACAAACACUGCCAGCCCAGUAAUACUGAUACCAAAUACAUUUCUAAUUGUAAUCAUUUCAUUAUUGUAUGACAUAGGAUAUAGGACUUUCUAUAGAACAUAUAAAACAAUCCAGAAGGUAACAUACACCAAUAUUCAACCUGAAAUUUUGAUUUUGAUUUAAAAAUGUAUACUUUUAUUUUACAUGAAACAAACGAUGGUUUUAUAGGUAGUUUAUCUGGGGUGUAAGCUCUUAUUAUUGUACAAUUAAUGGGGUUGUUCACCUUUAAAUAAAUUAUUAGUAUAAUGUAG
This is a messenger RNA of Xenopus laevis (African clawed frog), 1027 nucleotides long. It is a transcript of the gene il12a.L, whose product is annotated as interleukin-12 subunit alpha-like. Lineage: Eukaryota; Metazoa; Chordata; Amphibia; Anura; Pipidae. Bases 1 to 723 code for a protein of 240 amino acids. The record is from RefSeq and is a predicted model, not a curated record. The transcript is spliced from 7 exons.